Molecule: messenger RNA, 294 nt
Organism: Diversispora eburnea
Lineage: Eukaryota; Fungi; Glomeromycota; Glomeromycetes; Diversisporales; Diversisporaceae
Source: the annotation of a GenBank genome assembly
AUGACCUAUUCGUCACAAAUUAACGAAAAAUGGAUGAAAGAACGCCACGUAAGCAGGUUCUCCUCAACCAACCAACCAGCAUUUAUGGAAGUUGCAAGUGGUGGGAUUAUCUAUGGUGGACGACCAAUAACGAAACUUUUGGAUGAUCGCGGGAUGACAAAAAAAAAACCAUGUCAAACCAGAAGUGGAAGGAUAAUCACGAACCAAGAAGAGGAAGUAACGGAAAUAAAGGAAUUAGAUAUUGAUAUCCUUGAAAAGUCUAAAGAAAAAUAUAAUCAAAUGAAGGAUGACUAA